This is a messenger RNA of Limulus polyphemus (Atlantic horseshoe crab), 1181 nucleotides long. RefSeq lists its product as uncharacterized. The record is from RefSeq and is a predicted model, not a curated record. The transcript is spliced from 3 exons. NCBI's taxonomy places the organism in Eukaryota, Metazoa, Arthropoda, Merostomata, Xiphosura, Limulidae. Bases 390 to 710 code for a protein of 106 amino acids.
AUCAGCAUGGCACCAUACUUACUAACCGCUACGUGGCGCCACAUUAGACGUGACGCAGUAACUACUUAUUAUCAACCUACUAUGUAAUAGGAUUUAGUAGUGAAUCGUCUACCGGUUGUGUAGGAAGUUAUGAAUGUAGUUCUUGUUACAGUUUUAAGAAUAAGAGGUUAUCCGAAAUAUAUACUAGUCUCAGUAGAGUAUUCUGAGUCGCGUGCGUGUUGUUUCUUUAUUACUGUGACCUCUUGUUAACACUGUUGAAACGGAAAACCUUAUGGUAGCAUGUAUUGUAACGUAAGUUGUAACCCGAGUUGUGGUGUGUAUUAUACCGUAGCAUAGAAAGAAGUCGGUACUCUUCGUAUAGCGAGUGACGGCACGUGCGAUACAUAAAAAUGUCUAUACCUUGUCAUACGACUGCUUGUUCGAAACAGAUAGUAUGUUAUAAAAAAUGGGGCAGCGAUAGCUCGUGUUCUGAUGUACUUCUGCCGAAAGAUAAUUGUGUCAACUUGGAAGAAGCAAGAUUGUGGAGAAUACAGAAGAACUGUGUAAGAAGACUCUGGAAAGGGCUUCAACGAGCUUGCCGGUGCCUACUGGUACUACUACUAGGUUUGAAUUCUCCACAGAAAGCAGCAUUCCGCCCCUCUAGCACAAUGUAUCCUCCUCUUCUGUUACUAGUGCUGUUUGUUUCAGCGGUUUUCAGGAUAGCAGAAUAGCUGUGUACAUCACAGAACGGAUAAGUCUCCGGGUUUGUUAUUGUAACCGGACUGGAGUCGACCAGACUCUGUCAGCAAGGCCUAGACACUGGACAAAGCCUUCUUUUGAGCAAGAUGGCUGCACAGAAACUGCGAUCAUAGUAAGGUCCCUGAGCGUGGUACUUAUCAUUAUGUGGAGGUCCUCAGCCAGGGUGUGUAAAGGUCAAGCGAAAACUUUUCGUAACCCCUGAAAUAUGUAGUACGUAACGAAACCGUGGCGGGUCAUAAAUGGUAUACAUUGUAUGGUCAGUUUUAUCAAUAUUUGAAAAAGUGAAAAAUCUUAAGAAGGACUUCUGCCGGGUCACCUUAAAGUUCAGUGUGACGAAGACCCCUUAACUACGUGUUGCCUCACAGAAGUCUUCACCUAUUCUUCCUGCCAUCAAGUAAUAAAGCAGUAUAAGCGACGGUUCCACGAACUUCUCAACUAUUUCA